Molecule: messenger RNA, 1377 nt
Organism: Scedosporium apiospermum
Lineage: Eukaryota; Fungi; Ascomycota; Sordariomycetes; Microascales; Microascaceae
Exons: 4
Coding region: 1-1377 (458 amino acids)
Source: RefSeq, a predicted model, not a curated record
AUGCUAUCCCUUGCUAGGUCUCGCUACACACAUUUCGUUCGUCUCGGGCUCACAGCAACAAACAUCAUUGGAGUACUUUCCGGAGUCUCAUACAAGCACAGCACACCGGACCUGUAUCCGGGGAGUGCGCACUCUGCUGUGGGAUGGAUUACCACUGGCAUCGCCGCUGCGCAGAUUAGCCAUCUCCUCGUUGGUCCAAUGACCAAGCUCUUCAACAGGGUCGCGGGGCGAGACGAGAGUAAAACUGGUGGGUACACGUUGCCUCUGAUGCGAGAAAGCUACAACAGCCUGCAAGGUCACGAUGGUCCGUCGCGGCUGUCCCGACAAAGCUCCUUCGACGUGGAGGCCACCCAUGGCGGCAUGGAGGACCGCGACACAUCCUCUGAUUCGCGGUUGUACCGGGAAGAUCCGCACGAUUCGGGAUCCACAAGUGGAGACGGCGCCUUUUAUGGGGAGUCGGACUCGGACCGCGCCCUACACGACGAUGCGAGCGCGGCGACUUCGAAGAUAUUCUCCGAGCCGAUUUUGACACGAAUGCGGAGACUCAUACUCUUAACAUAUGAUGUGAUGGACAGGGCAAUAUUGAUCGUGGCAUUCGUUGCUUUCUGUACCGGUAUCGUCACCUUCUGGGGGCUCUUUAAAGGAAAUUCCAUUUUCAACGGCAUCGCCCAUUGGAUCAAAGGUGGCAUUUUCUUCUGGCUCGGCAUCUUCAAUCUCGGUCGCUGGUGCGGGUGCUUUGCCGAAAUCGGAUGGGCAUGGAAUAGUCGACCUGGUACCUCGAAGAGGCAGUUCUGGUUGUCUUUCGAGUUUGUGGAGAGCUCGUUGAUCUUUUUCUACGGUUCUACCAACAUAUUCCUGGAACAUCUGGCAGGUUGGGGCAAAGCGUGGACAGCGCGCGAUUUGGAGCACGUCGCUAUCACCGUUCUGUUCAUCGGUGGAGGCCUGUGCGGUAUGCUGGUCGAAUACGUCAGAGUCAAAGGCCCUGGUGAGAAAAAGGCAACGCAACAGAUGCAGACCAUACCUGCUUGGUCGAACGGGAUCGCCGAUGAGAACACUCAGCACAAGUCAAACGGUAUCUCAAUAAACCCGCUGCCGGCCCUGGUAAUAUUCCUUAUGGGGGCAUCUAUGGCGUCUCAUGAGCAAGCUUCAAUGGUCUCGACAAUGGUCCACAAGCAGUGGGGUAACCUCUUGGGCGCGGCUUCUGUCGCCCGUUUGCUUACCUACAUGAUAAUGUAUCUAAAGCCCCCGACCUCCUCUACGCCGUCGCGUCCGCCUACGGAGCUUCUUGCGUCAUUCUGUUUCAUUUCUGGUGGGAUUCUCUUCAUGGCAAGCGUACGAUCUGCCCACAGGUUUCUUCCCGUGAAGCUCAUCCGCUGA